Messenger RNA from Penicillium vulpinum, 1017 nucleotides. RefSeq lists its product as uncharacterized. The record is from RefSeq and is a predicted model, not a curated record. The transcript has a single exon. Bases 1 to 1017 code for a protein of 338 amino acids. Lineage: Eukaryota; Fungi; Ascomycota; Eurotiomycetes; Eurotiales; Aspergillaceae.
AUGAAUGCGAAUAAAGAAGAAACGAAAUCGAGCACUUUGACUCCGGACCAACGAGCACGGAAAAGAUUGGCUGAUCGGAAGUUUCGCAAAAGCUCUCGCGAGAAGACAAAAACUUAUAUUUCUCACUUGGAAAAGUUGGUUGAGGCUAGCCGUGCUCCUUCCAAUGACCCCGAAAAGGUCCAACGCCUCAUGCAGCAGGCUGACGAAAAUUACAACGAUUCCCAGCAGCUCCGGUCUACCUUAACAAAUAUAGCCGAGCUAGCUCAGUCAUCUCUUCGAAACUACAAUGAACGCGCUAAUAGGUCGCCCGUCAAUCCUACAUCUGUUGCGACUACUUUAGAUGAGGUCAAUGGCCAGGAGAAGAACUUUCGAUCACCGACCAACAACAACGAUAAAGAACCGAUAAGGACUGCUGAACAUCAUAUGGAUAAAGAUCAAUUCGCUUGGGGCUCAUAUAGCACAGACCUCGACGAGCUGCUUGAAGCUGUGGAACCGUUCCAGCAAAAAGGUGGUGAAUUUGCAACGCUUGUCUCUGUGCCGCACAACCCAGAGCAAAUAGAACCAAAUUUUGCCAAUACCACGGAUCCUUGUCUGUUGAUCACGAAUAUGACCCUUCCGCAAGACCCAUACUUUCUCCAUGCAGGAUAUUCUCACAAAUCAGCCCUCGCCAAAACCUUUGAACCGCUAGCACCGGCUAUCUUGCAGUCUUCUACAAUGAAUGAUUCGCAAUCUAUUUGGAACUCAAUGGGGAAUAUUACAUAUACAGCGCUGAAUUCAUCAAGAGAUAGCGGUCCACUCCUCUCGGGCCAACUACAGAAGGCUCAUGAUGAAAACGUCAUGAUCACGGCGGUCAUGCACGGUUGGCAUUCAGUACUAGAGAAAGAUUUGCUCGAUCCCACCUGGCAAGCUAUUCGUCGUAUGGAUGAGCAAGUCUUUCGGACUUAUGGAGCGGCCGACAGACUUGCCAUGCUAUAUGUAUCAAGAUUGCAACUCUUGGUAGGUUGUUGCCUAAUAUGA